AGGUCUUUACUCACUCGCCGUCAUUAUGCUUUAGAGCUUAAUGAUUGGCUCACACAGACCCACCUGCCUUUUGAAAAAACCUCUGAGCUGUUAGGGCUUCCGAAGCUGGUUGCCCCGCGGCGCCGCUCCUGCCUUUCACCCCACCCCACCCCUCCUUCCUCUGGCUCGCCUUUUAAAUCUCCUCCUCCCACCACUUCCCUUGGAAUUUUUCUUCUCUUCCCUCCUCGUCUCGCAUACCCGGUUCAAGCAUCCGAUCUGCGAUUUUGUAUGUGCAACCCUUCAAGGCCUUGAUCAAGAACAUCGACAAGAUCUAUUGCUUCAUUGCAGGUUUCUUUGGAGAUAUUCUUGAUAAUCGCCUGCUUUCCUCACGUUGCCUCUUCGGCCGCUGACCUCUUCACAGCACGUACAUCAAAAACCUUAUCACAAACCAUUCACAACCGUCAAAAUGGGUAAGGAGGACAAGACUCACCUUAACGUCGUCGUCAUCGGCCACGUCGACUCUGGCAAGUCGACCACUACCGGUCACUUGAUCUACCAGUGCGGUGGUAUCGACAAGCGAACCAUCGAGAAGUUCGAGAAGGAAGCCGCUGAGCUCGGUAAGGGUUCCUUCAAGUACGCCUGGGUUCUUGACAAGCUCAAGGCCGAGCGUGAGCGUGGUAUCACCAUCGAUAUUGCUCUCUGGAAGUUCGAGACUCCUCGCUACUAUGUCACCGUCAUUGACGCUCCCGGUCACCGUGAUUUCAUCAAGAACAUGAUCACUGGUACUUCCCAGGCCGAUUGCGCCAUUCUCAUCAUUGCCGCCGGUACUGGUGAGUUCGAGGCUGGUAUUUCCAAGGAUGGUCAGACCCGUGAGCACGCUCUUCUUGCCUACACCCUUGGUGUCAAGAACCUCAUUGUCGCCAUCAACAAGAUGGACACCACCAAGUGGUCUGAGGCCCGUUACCAGGAGAUCAUCAAGGAGACCUCCUCUUUCAUCAAGAAGGUCGGCUACAACCCCAAGGCUGUCGCUUUCGUCCCCAUCUCCGGUUUCAACGGUGACAACAUGCUUACCCCCUCCACCAACUGCCCCUGGUACAAGGGUUGGGAGCGUGAGAUCAAGUCCGGCAAGCUCAGUGGCAAGACCCUCCUCGAGGCCAUUGACUCCAUCGAGCCCCCCAAGCGUCCCGUUGACAAGCCCCUCCGUCUUCCCCUCCAGGAUGUCUACAAGAUCGGUGGUAUUGGAACGGUUCCCGUCGGCCGUAUCGAGACUGGUGUCAUCAAGCCCGGUAUGGUCGUUACCUUCGCUCCUUCCAACGUCACCACUGAAGUCAAGUCCGUCGAGAUGCACCACGAGCAGCUCACUGAGGGCCAGCCCGGUGACAACGUUGGUUUCAACGUGAAGAACGUCUCCGUCAAGGACAUCCGACGUGGUAACGUCGCUGGUGACUCCAAGAACGACCCCCCUAUGGGUGCCGCUUCUUUCACCGCCCAGGUCAUCGUCCUCAACCACCCCGGUCAGGUCGGUGCUGGUUACGCUCCCGUCCUCGAUUGCCACACUGCCCACAUUGCCUGCAAGUUCGCCGAGAUCCAGGAGAAGAUCGACCGCCGAACCGGUAAGGCCACUGAGGCCGCCCCCAAGUUCAUCAAGUCUGGUGACUCCGCCAUCGUCAAGAUGGUUCCCUCCAAGCCCAUGUGUGUUGAGGCUUUCACUGACUACCCUCCUCUGGGUCGUUUCGCCGUCCGUGACAUGCGACAGACUGUCGCCGUCGGUGUCAUCAAGGCCGUCGAGAAGUCCAGCGGUGCUGCCGGCAAGGUCACCAAGUCCGCUGCCAAGGCCGCCAAGAAAUAAGCAACUUAUUUCUGAAAUGACAACCUUCAGUGGGAUCUUACGACCUCGAUCUCACGCCCAAGGGCUGAUGUACUCGCUUCUACGACGAAAUGAUCAUGUUGGCAUGAGCACUCGGCUUUUGUCUGGGGGCACAUAAUGAGAGGCAAAGAAAAAAGGCCAGGAUCUCGGUUGUGUGCAAAUCAAAAAAAGAAUAGAGAGUCUAGAAGUGAUUCGUGCAAAAGUUUCUUGUUCCUACCUAUGAUGCUUGUGAUGUGAUGUGUGACUGCUGCAAAUGAAGCUUCUCGUGAUGUAAUUUCUGCUCAAUUGAUUGACUUGGAUUACCUGUAAGUUGAAGCAGAUCCUUAGAGCGUCAGUAGUUCGUUCAGGCGGAUGGUUCAGUGUGUGUGGCGAUCACAGUGAUGCAGUGUGCACUGUACCGUGAUUUAUUGUUGAUGUUGUAUUUUUGGUGUGUAAUGAUACAUAAUGCCCCUUUCCUCUAUAUAUUCGUCUAAUAAUGAUGUUACAUAUGAUAUACAUGCUAUUUUAGUAUACAAUAGUAUCUUUUCCUUUUUCUUCUGCGUAUCCAAAGCUGCCUCUCGCAAUCUUUACGAUUUCCUCAUGUAUAACGUUGCAAGUCACGACCAGCAUGGCGCUGUAGAGAAACAGAGGCGCAAGAGAGUGACACACAAGCCUCAUGAAUGAUCGUCCUUGUUCGUACUCCUGACAUCGUUUCGGUCGUAGCAUGUUCAAACACUUCAUUUGAGAGCGGUUCAAAGCCUUUUGCGUUUCGAGUUACUCGAUGUCGGUUGUUUUCUCUUUGAAGUAGACGUUUUCUUUUUCUGAGCGGGCUGCCUUUUAGCAGGCUUCUCGUUUGGAAGGGUGUCGAAGAACCCAAUGACACUAUUUUGGUCCUUCCCUCUGUUCUCUGAAGUCGCUCGUCUGGCGAACUGAGCAGCAAAUGCAUCUGCAUCUGACAUUGUGGCGGGUUUCUGUAGCUCUGGGAGGGUAUAUUUGCUUGGCUUGUCCUUGGCUUUCCUGGUAGUUGCUAAUUUCUUUGGCGUUGCUUUGGGCUUGGGUACUGGCUCCUUGGUUGCGAAGUACUCACUCUGGACCUUUUUGCGAGUCUUCUCUUUUUUAGUUGCAACAUCUUCCUUUUGAGGUUUUGGGGGUGUGGCCUUGUCUUCUAGCAAUUCUGAUAAAUCUGGCAAGUUGUUGUUAGGUUUCGGGGGCGUGGCUUCUGGAAAUUCUGGCAAAUCUGGCAAUUUGUCGAUCGGAGAAGUAUCCUUAGGAACGCUCGUCCUUGACUUCUUGUGGUGGUAGGCAGCAUCGAUGCCGUAGAGCUUCUUGUUGUCUUCACUCACAAAGGCCUUAGGGCUGGCGUACUCGUCGAGGAAACUCAUGAGAUUAUCUGUCGCUUUCCUUUUGGCGAUAGGAUCGGGAUAUUUCUCAUCAGACACUUUCUCGUCAAAUUUGGUCUCGUCAAGCUGUUGCUCGUCAGGCUUGGGUGUAUUGUCGGGGUUGAGCUCAAAAGUCUGGCCCUCCGCCGCAAACAAUGCCUCUAUGUCGUCAAAGAUCUCAACUGGAGCUCCUGUCUUUGGCUUUGGGCCAGACGUGCGUUCAUUCACACAACCACGGAUUUCAAGCUUGCCACCGUUCGCCUUCGUGGCUGACUCACGCUCACCGACACGACCACGCGAAUCAAACCUAUCAUUGCCCAUCUCGAUGGCUGACUUAUGUUGAUUCAAGCGGCCACGCGGAUCAGGCUUGUCACUGUCUCCGCUCGUAGCUGGUCUGUAUCGAUUGACGCGACCGCGCGAAUCAAACUUUUCGUUGUCGACAAUAACGUCCUCAGGGAGAUCCUCUUCAAACAGAUUGUAACUGAAAUCUUCUAGCUGGUGGCUCUUGAUGGAUUUGUAGCCUUCAGACCAGGAGAAGCAUUUUCCAGUGGCCAUGUCCUCGACCAGCUGUAAAAAGCCUACACGUCUCUCAUCCUUGAAAGCAACUGGGUUCUCGCCUGGUAAACCAGCCUGGAGUGUAAUCUCCUGGCGUUGGCCGCCGUGCUGUCCAGCCUCGAUGCUAGAGUAGCGCAGUGUGUGGCCAUUCCAAGGCAUUUCCACGGUCUGAUGGAUCUCAGUUCCACGGAAGUCGUAAAGAACGUCUCUUUUCUCGGUGUUCAUUCUGCCGCUGCCACUUCCUCGCAACCAUGAUCCUGGAACCCUGAGCAUGGCCUGGCUCGGUGUUCGAAGUUGACCUUCACGAAGGUUGAGUUGCGAUUUCUCAAAGAAACUCUUCAUGCCUGGGUGAGUUAUUGGGAGAGUAUGGGAGCGCUUGUGCUCAAGGCGGACAUCUACAGCCUCUGUAGGAAGCAGCACGUCGCUGUUGUGCCAGGGCACAUAAAUGUGGGCGGUUACGUCGUCGGGGAUCUUGAAGUUGUCGAGAUCAGCCUGAGGGUGGACGGGGAUGGUAAUAUAGACAGCAGGAUCUGCAGGGAGUUUCUUCUUAGGAUCCGUUACUGGACUCUUUGAAGAAUCGAAAUGAGGCGAAAGGUGCAUAACAAUGGAAGUAGUCUCCUUUAGGGGCAAGUCGUUGUCGGGUUUGAGGGCGGAGAAAGCAGCGGGAUGAGGUGUAAGGGGGGCUAGGAUGCGGCGUUUGCGGUAGAGUUCCUUCAUCGAAGUGCUAGCGCGUUGGUGUAGGAUAUGGCCAAACGUUGCUGUAGUAGCGUCUACAUUUCCAGUGCGAGGACAUUUCUCUUCGGGAAUCGCUGAUUCGGAGGACAGCCCUAGCGGUGGAGUGUUUUGAGUGUUCUUGCUGAUGGGUGCUACAAUUCUCAGCCACUUCUGGAGCUUGUCUCUCCACGACAUAGCCCGAGCCUGGCGUUGUACAGGGACGGGCUGGCCAGUGACUAGGUCUUGGUCGUCCGAUCGCGGAAGACACUGGAGGACACCGUGGUCCGCGCCCGGGACGACACGGCCAACGAUUAAGCGGAAUACUGUGUCUGCAAGGUCUUCUGUCUCGGUUGGAGGCUCGUCAGGCUGGGGCAUCCAGGAGACGCGCAACUUCU
Molecule: messenger RNA, 4868 nt
Organism: Fusarium odoratissimum NRRL 54006
Lineage: Eukaryota; Fungi; Ascomycota; Sordariomycetes; Hypocreales; Nectriaceae
Product: elongation factor 1-alpha
Exons: 4
Coding region: 446-1828 (460 amino acids)
Biological process (GO): translational elongation; translation
Molecular function (GO): translation elongation factor activity; GTPase activity; GTP binding
Source: RefSeq, a predicted model, not a curated record